Molecule: messenger RNA, 2473 nt
Organism: Ostrea edulis (European flat oyster)
Lineage: Eukaryota; Metazoa; Mollusca; Bivalvia; Ostreida; Ostreidae
Product: glutathione hydrolase 1 proenzyme-like
Exons: 16
Coding region: 239-2125 (628 amino acids)
Biological process (GO): glutathione catabolic process
Cellular component (GO): plasma membrane
Molecular function (GO): glutathione gamma-glutamate hydrolase
Source: RefSeq, a predicted model, not a curated record
ACGUGCACUUUCUAAAGAGGGGCUGGGACUGAACACCACGACUUCGUGUCAAAAUAUUUGUCAGGACUGUUGCUGACAUUCAACACUUGUUUCAGGUCUACACAUGAACUGUUGACAUGUUACCAAAAAAGGAAUGUGGCACCUAGCAUGAAAACGUGGAAGAUGUUGUCGGGUGAAAUCUAGAUCUUUCUGCAAACACAUCGUCCCAGCUCACCACUGCAUUGUACGUCCGUCUGAUAUGGCAACUAUUAAAAAAAAUGUCGACGCAGAAAAUCACAUCGUAGCGGAGGAAUCCCAUGAUUCCAAUCCAAAGAAGAAAAAGACUGGCAUAUGCUACUCACGAAAAUUCAUCGGAUUUCUGAUUCUGAAUGUGCUUGUUGCUUACGUUGUCGUCAUCUACCUAGCAACAAAAGGCCCGGAUGAAAACAGUCAAGAGACAACCACUCCCAUGGCGAUAAAUAUAAUACAGAAAGAUAGAAAAGUUCACGUGAACACCGGCGCGGUGGUGAGUGACAAUGUGGCGUGCUCGAACACCGGAAGAGAUUUUCUGUUGAGAGGUGGUUCUGCUGCUGACGCUGCCAUAGCAACGCUUCUUUGCAAUGGCGUCAUUACGCCCCACAGUAUGGGAGUUGGAGGAGGUUUAUUUAUCGUGUAUUUUGAUGCAAAAACACGAAAAUCCAUAUACGUGAGUGGUCGUGAAAGGACGCCAAUGCACUUCCGCAACGACAUGUACGUCAACCAAUCGGGAUGCUUUGAUGCAAAAUAUAUAGCAAUACCAGGAGAACUAAAAGCCUACUGGACGUUACAUAGGAAAUACGGUCGUCUCCCUUGGGCGGAACUCUUCAAACCUGCUGUGAAUUUCGCCAGAAACGGAUUCCAUGUGUCAAACAGCCUCUCCAAGGCUAUAUCGUUCAUGAAAAACAUAAAGAAAAAAGAUUUAAACAAUUUUCCUCCUUUAUGCGAUGUGUUUUGUGACAACGAAGGAAAUAUUGUACCAGAGGGGACCCUAGUCAGAAACGUCAGGCUUGCGAAUUUCCUGGAGAUGAUAGCAGAAAAGGGUCCCGGUUACUUCUAUAACAGCUCCCUAACCGAUGUAGUGGUCUCGGAAAUCAACGAUAAGGUUUCCUUUAAAUUCUGGGACAGAAAAGAUUUGGAGACUUACCACGCCAAGGAGGGUCCUGCUCUUUCUGUGGACCUGGGACAGUGGAUUCUACACACAGUUCCCGACCCCAGCGGGGGGCCUGUUCUGGCUCUUCUCAUGAACAUUUUUAAAGAACUUAAACUUUCUAAAGCCUCAAUGAUCAAAGACCCUGCGAAGACUUACCAUUUAAUGAUAGAGGCGACCAAGUUUGUCUACUCCUUGCGGCCUCUGCUCGGAGAUGGAGAUUUUGAACCAGAUGUUAAAGAUCUUGUUACGCAUUUAGUAUCGAGGAAGCUGGCGGAAGACCUGGCUAAACUCAUAGACAGGGAUCGAACUCAUCCUCAGUCGUAUUAUACUAACCAUACCAUGACAUCACAUGACGAACAAGGCACUAGUCACGUGUCUGUGUUAGCGCCAAAUGGGGACGCAUUAUCCGCAACUAGUACGAUAGAAUAUUAUUUAGGUUCAUUGGUUAUGUCCAAUACAACGGGAAUCAUCUGGAACAAUGAAAUGUGUGACUUCAAACUCAAACGGACGGAAGAAGCGGUUCCAGAAGUAAAUGCACCAAAACCGGGAAAGCAGCCUCUAUCUUCCAUGUCGCCUGUCAUCUUUAUUGACAAAAAAAGCGGGAAAGUCAGACUAGUGAUUGGAGCUGCAGGAGGCACGAGAAUUACAACCACUGUGGCACAGAUAUCGGCCAGAGUGUUACUAUUUGGUGAGACAAUUGAGGAAGCUAUUCGAAAGAAGAGGUUUCAUCACCAUUUUUCUCCCAAUGUUUUAAAGUACGAGUUCGGUUUUCCACAGGAUGUCCUGUCGGUCCUGCGAGAUAAGUAUGGUCACGUAUUAGAGGAACGAGAGAGGUAUAUGGCGGUGGCUGAGGGCAUAGACCGCUGUCCCGUCACGGGACAGGUUUCUGCUUUUGCUGAUAUCAGAAAACUUCCUGGCGGGGCAAGCUUUGUACAGAAUACAACAUUUAUUUAUUAAGUAGGAUACUUACUGUUUACUUUUAGUAAAUGAAUGAAAUAGACGAUAAGAAACAACAAAAUUACCAGUUAUUAGGAAUUUUCAAUAGUUUACUCAUAUUUCUCUCGAAUCUGAAUGCUGUGUAACUGCAGUGAUGUUUUCCCGCAAACUGAAAUCGAUGUGAUAAUUUCCAUACGUUUCUGCAAUUAUACAGAUUUUUAAAGCAAAGUCAUUUAACGUUUUUUAGUGUUCUAUUUUAGAAGUGUGUGUCUGAAAAUAAAGAUUUAGAUGUAUUCUUUUUAAAUUUUCAGCAUAUGCGAUUACUUAUGUAAAGUUUUAUAUAGAUAUGAAAUAAAUAAUUUGAUGUAA